Lodderomyces theae is the source of this 1479-nucleotide messenger RNA. RefSeq names its product lysophospholipid acyltransferase (gene LPT1). The coding region runs from base 1 to 1479 and encodes 492 amino acids. Gene Ontology annotation, biological process: lipid modification; glycerophospholipid biosynthetic process. Gene Ontology annotation, cellular component: endoplasmic reticulum; membrane. The transcript is spliced from 2 exons. The record is from RefSeq and is a predicted model, not a curated record. Gene Ontology annotation, molecular function: 1-acylglycerol-3-phosphate O-acyltransferase activity; 1-acylglycerophosphocholine O-acyltransferase activity. Lineage: Eukaryota; Fungi; Ascomycota; Pichiomycetes; Serinales; Debaryomycetaceae.
AUGGUUACUCUCAUUCAAAGACAAAUCAAUGACCUUCUGAAUGCUGUGGGCCUAGAUCCCGCAAUCUUGAAGUUGUCCGCGUUUGGGUGGAGUGUUUAUGACGGAAAACAGCCCCAAGACACAUUGAGUACUUACAAUACGGCAAGGGCCAUUCAUGAGCACCCAAAUUUGUUACCAUUCAUUGGGUACGUUUUCUUCUAUGCCUCACUUUUGACUGGGCCAGCCUUUGAUUACAUGGAUUACGAUCGUUUUAUUCAUGCCACUCUAUUUGAUGACGUCCCCGAAGACAAAAGACCGGGCAAAACAAGAAAAAGGAAAAUUCCAAGGAGUGGGCGUCAAGCAUUCAAAAAAUUAUUGCAGGGUUUGUUUUGGGCGGUUCUUUUGUUCCAGGUGCCGAAAGUGGUCAGUACCGAGUUUGUGUUUUCGAAGCCAUUUGUAAAUGAGCACAACUUCCUUUACAGAAUUUUUUACAUGUGGCUUUUGGGGUUCUCAUACAGGUUAAAGUAUUAUGCAAUUUGGUUGAUGGCAGAAGGUGCGUGCAUUUUGUGUGGUAUUGGGUACAAUGGGUACGAUGUGGAAACGAAGCAAUUCAAGUGGGACAGAGUUCAAAACGUUGAUCCUGUCGCUUUUGAGUUGGGUCAAAACGUCCAUGCGUGUUUGGAAGCGUGGAAUCAGAAUACGAAUAAGUGGCUAAAGCAUUAUGUGUAUUUGAGGGUAGCUAAAAAGGGAAAGAAACCGGGGUUUAAGAGCACAGUUUUCACAUUUGCGACGAGUGCUUUUUGGCAUGGUACUAGACCUGGAUAUUAUUUGACGUUCGUUGUUGGUGCUUUCUUGCAAACUGUGGGCAAGUAUUACAGAAGAAACAUUAGACCAAGAUUUUUGGAGAGUGAUGGUGUUACGCCUAAACCUACGAAAAGACUUUAUGACUUUGUAUCUUGGGUUACUACACAACUUGCGUUUGGAUUUGUUGCUCAGCCAUUUGUCAUACUUGACUUCAAAAAGUCAUUAAAGUGCUGGCAGACAGUUUAUUACUGGUUGUUGUUUGUCAUAGCUGCCUCAUUUUUUAUUUAUAGAGGCCCACCAAGGAAAUUCUUCACGAUCAAAAAGCCUGGCGCUAAAGCGGCGUCUGUGGGUUUAAAGGCAAAAUCUGACUCUGUGGACUCCAACUUAACAAAAGAAGAAAACGACUUGGUUAGUACUGCCGUUGAAAGUAGCCUAGAGAAGAACUACCAUAUGCCCACCUUGGGAGUUCCGUCUAUUGAUUAUUUUGAAAAAGUAGACCGAAAUGAAAUUGAUGAAGACUUGCAUGCCUUGAAACUAGCUUGGGACUCGUUUAAAAGCCGCAAGUUUCUCGCUGAUGACGAUUUCGACGGCUUAAAAGAUGCAUAUUCCAACUUUAUCAAAGAGAUAGAGGAGAUAUUUGAUCGCAAGAGGGAAGAAUUCACCAAACAAAAGGACAAGGCGGAGAAAAUCGAUUAA